Molecule: messenger RNA, 768 nt
Organism: Dama dama (fallow deer)
Lineage: Eukaryota; Metazoa; Chordata; Mammalia; Artiodactyla; Cervidae
Gene: YIPF7
Product: Yip1 domain family member 7
Exons: 5
Coding region: 1-768 (255 amino acids)
Biological process (GO): vesicle fusion with Golgi apparatus; endoplasmic reticulum to Golgi vesicle-mediated transport
Cellular component (GO): trans-Golgi network; membrane
Source: RefSeq, a predicted model, not a curated record
AUGUCAAACUUGGGACAAUUUGACUCUGACUUUUACCCAUCUAAUUACACCAUUGAUAAUCAGGAGCAUACUUGUAAUGAUUUUAACCCCUGUGGAAAUCUUUAUGGAUCUGAAAAGCAGCAAGCCAGUGAUCAGCCUCAGCCUGCCUUUGUCCCAGCAGAGAUGCUCAUGUCAUCAGGCUACUCUGGACAGUUUUUUCAGCCAGCAUCCAACCAGGAUUAUUAUUCACCGUCUUCUUACAUUGACAGCUUUGAUGAAGAGCCUCCUUUACUAGAAGAACUUGGAAUUAAUUUUGAUCACAUAUGGCAAAAAACCUUGACAGUGUUAAACCCAAUGAAGCCAGCAGAUGGCAGCAUUAUGAAUGAAACAGACCUCACUGGGCCGGUCCUGUUCUGCGUGGCUCUAGGAGCCACCCUACUUCUGGCAGGAAAAGUCCAGUUUGGUUACGUGUAUGGCCUGAGCGCCGUUGGCUGCCUAGGCAUUCACGCCUUGCUGAACCUGAUGAGCUCGGCGGGAGUGUCCCGCGGCUGCGUGGCCAGCGUGCUGGGUUACUGCCUGCUCCCCAUGGUCAUCCUCUCCGGCUGCGCCGUCUUCUUCUCGCUGCAGGGCACCUUCGGAACUGUGUCGGCACUGGUCAUCAUUGGCUGGUGUAGCCUCUCAGCCUCCAAAAUCUUCAUGUCAGCUUUGGCCAUGGAAGGACAGCAGCUUCUCAUUGCUUAUCCUUGCGCCUUACUUUAUGGACUCUUUGCCCUCUUAACAGUUUUCUGA